AUGGAAAUCAAGAAGCGUUCACGCUCCCACUCUCGAACCCACUCCCACUCGCGCUCCCGCUCAGGACACAAACAGAAAAGAUCAGACUCAAAAUCCAAAUCCAAGUCCAAAGACAAAACCAAAACCAAAUCAAAGCACCGAAAAGGAAAAGAAACCCCCGAACAGCCUGAAGAUACCAGCUCCACCCCCUUCCCCCUCAACGAGGGCCUCCUCACCAUGGAAGCAACCACCGAAAAAGACCUCAUAACCUCCCUAAACCUAAUAUCCGACAGCGUCGCCCAACAACGCCAAAAGACAUCUAGCGCCAUGAUCCACCACUGGCUCUUCCCGCUUCUAAUGUGCGUCAUCGCGCAUUUCAUCUACACUCGCCUCUAUCAGUAUCCUGAGGACAUUAUCCUUGUAUCCCUCAUGUGGUUUAUCUCCCUGAUGAUGAUACUGCUUCUUAUUCAGUAUUUUACCGCGGGGUAUAUUUCCGAAGCGGAACGAGUGGGAAGAUGGAGUUGGUUGUUUGGUAAGGAUUGGGUUAUGACAUUUGAGAAGGAUUUUGUUCCUUGUCCUGCGGGUGAAAGGAAUGGAAAUGGCGGUUCUGGACUGCCCAUUGUUGAUACCAGGUUUUUAAAAUGGAUGAAAUUCCAAGAUGUUUGGGUACGAGUUCCGGGUGGUGACGUUCUCACAGCUGACAAAUGGGCCGAAGAGAAAUACAAAGAAUACAAAAAGCAAAAUGGACCAAUCCCACGCAUAGAUCCAAAUUAUCCCACAGAAACAAUCUGUGUCGCAAGCGGCUGGCUUCGCGAUACAAUCUUCGUCACCCGAUUCAAAGGCAAAAUCAUAGCCACGCUUGUCCUUCGCGUGGUACCCGUUGAUAUGGAUGUGGUGGCUAAUCUGCAUCGAAUCGGAUUAACGAAUACGAGUGCGGAGUUUGAAUCGGUUCCUGUCCAUAAUACCUGCAGGGUGAAAGCGGUUAUUCGCGCUUGGACCGUUAUGCAAAUGUAUCGGGGACACGGGGUUGGAAAGGAGAUAUUGCAGUUUGCUAUUGAGUGGGCUAGAGAGAAUGGGUUUGGAGGGCCGGAGUUUGCGGUGGAUCAUGUGAAUUCAUUGAGGAUUGUGCUGGACUUUUAUUAUGUGGAUGUUGAGAAGAUGGAGAGGAGGGCUAAGGAGAUGUUGAUUAGGGAGAGGGAGGCGGCGGAGAGGAGGGUUGUGGAGUUGUGUGCUCAGGAUAGGGAGAAGGAUCUGCUUUGGAGGGAAUCGCAGGGAGAGAUACUUGUUAAGGAUAUGGAUGAUGUGAAAAUUGUUCCUGAGACUGAAAUCUCUUCUUAA
Molecule: messenger RNA, 1317 nt
Organism: Penicillium angulare
Lineage: Eukaryota; Fungi; Ascomycota; Eurotiomycetes; Eurotiales; Aspergillaceae
Product: GNAT family N-acetyltransferase
Exons: 1
Coding region: 1-1317 (438 amino acids)
Molecular function (GO): acyltransferase activity, transferring groups other than amino-acyl groups
Source: RefSeq, a predicted model, not a curated record